CCUUAAAAGAAGAUAUAUCGUAAGAAUAUGGGUUUUACAGUUCUUCUGUCCGUGGUUUUCUUAUCAGUUACCUAUGCUUCGCUCAAAGGACCGAGCGAAAAGAACGCAACUGUGGAAUCUCAAGUGACUAUCAUGUGUCGAUUCGACAACUCGUACAGAGCCUAUAACAAGUAUUGGUGCCAGGGCUACUACAGGAGGUCCUGCAAUAUCUUAGGGAUAACCUCAGAACAUGAAAGGAUAAGUUACAACGGCAGACUAACAGUGAAAGCCAAUAAUAAGAAGGGCGAAUUCACAGUGAUUCUGCGGAAGGUAACACUGAGAGAUGCCGGGUGGUAUUGGUGUGGAAUAGAAAGACCUCACAUUCUGGAUAUACAACACCCCGUAUUUCUCAGAGUUUUCGAAGCUCACAAGCCAAUCAAUCCAAAGAAAGAUAAGAAAGGCCUGCACAUCGCUCUGGGCAUCAUUUUUGGAGUGUUGAUGCUGUUGUUGAUCGGACUCGUGGUCCUUAUUGUCAAAAAGAUAAGACGUCAUCACAGCAACAGUAAAGACAUAACACCGCAAGUGGAAAACUCCAUCCCAACUUCAAACUCUGUGCUGUUCAAAGAAGUGGAGGAGGGGGUUACCUACAGCACGGUGACGAUUCAGCCCCACGAUCCGCCCGCACAGGACGGAGCGACAUCGUACGAGAACGUCAAAACUUCCCAGAGCCAGGAAGCCAUCAAGCCACCGGCCAGCGCCCCAGUCGCUUCCGAAACAACAGAGUACUCCACGAUCGUCAUCAAACAAUGACGGCGUCCGUGUGCGCGCGCAAAGGUACCUCAACCCUCCUCGGAAACAAUGUCCCCAACGCUGGCCCAUUCGUCCAUCAAAACACAGAGUCUCCCCACCCUACAGUGUGUAUCCUGUGAAGCGCUUUGAGACGUCUGAACG
Callorhinchus milii (elephant shark) is the source of this 930-nucleotide messenger RNA. RefSeq names its product CMRF35-like molecule 1. The transcript has 6 exons. The record is from RefSeq and is a predicted model, not a curated record. NCBI's taxonomy places the organism in Eukaryota, Metazoa, Chordata, Chondrichthyes, Chimaeriformes, Callorhinchidae. The coding region runs from base 28 to 789 and encodes 253 amino acids.